Molecule: messenger RNA, 255 nt
Organism: Acaulospora morrowiae
Lineage: Eukaryota; Fungi; Glomeromycota; Glomeromycetes; Diversisporales; Acaulosporaceae
Source: the annotation of a GenBank genome assembly
AUGGCACUUUGCGACUUAAGCAAUCCAUCAAAGUCGCUUAGAAAACAUGGGAACGUUUCCAACAGCAAUGAGGAUAUGCGCAGUUCAUAUAUCGAAGCAAUUUUGCAUACGGCCCUCCGUCUCAUUAGAAAAACAACAUCUUAUGACCUCUCAUUAUCCCAUAAAUCGAAGUCAUCGGCAAAGAUUUUAGAUUGGGCUAUCAAAGAACUCAAAGAACUGUUAUGUAUCACUGAGGGGAAACAACCAUUGAUCUAA